AUGUCCACCGUGGUCAUCAUCACCGGUUUCACGGAUGAGCAAACGGAUGAGAUCGAGCAGCUGGCGCAGGCGCUGGACGUGACGAUCGAUCGUGGAUAUCGUCCCGGGUCGCACUUCGACGUGUGUCUGGCGGCGGCGACGACGACGCUCAAGUACGACGUGGCGAGACAGCUGAGGAAACCGGUCGUCACGGUGGGUUGGUUGCGAGCGAGCGCGCAAGGAAAAAGGUUGGUAGCGCUAGAUCGUUUCAUGGUACCACCGUUCUUGGGAUGUGUCGUGUCGAUCACGGGAUUUAUGGACCUGACGCAUCGAGAGCGAUUGAAGUUGGAGGUGGAGCAGAACGGCGGAACGUUUUCGCCAGAUUUAGUCCAGGGAAAGUGCACACAUUUGAUCGCGUUGAAACCGGAGGGUGGCAAGUAUAAAAGUGCACUGAAGUGGGGCAUAAGAAUCGUGAGUCAAAAAUGGUUGGACGACUGCGUGAGAGCGAAGGCAAACGUCGGCGAAGCGUGUUACCCGGUGGUGCAGCAGAGAGUUGUUGCACCGGAAGUGGUUAAGUGGGUGCCUCCUCAAUUGUUAGAAGACGACACGCCUUGGGACUCAAAUCAUCUAUUCGGUUGUCGUCUUUACAUGGUCGGUUUUGACGCACACGAACGAGAGACGAGAAAUCAAGAGAAGAAGAAUCUCAUGCACGAGGAUACGUUUGAAAAGAUGAAACUAGUUCGUCAAGGGGCGGGGAUCACCACAAAAGACAUGAACAAGGCGACUCACAUAGUCAUUAGUGAGCAUGCGAGUGCGGUUGAUUAUUAUCGGGUCCGCAUGGAGCGAGAUCGCUGCGUGACGGCAGCGUGGCUUGUGGCGUGCGCACGCGAGAGCAAGUGCUUACCGAUGGAAGAUUACUUGAUUGAAGACAAAAUCUGGGAGGAGAAUGUCAACAAAACCAUAUCAAAUCGACGAACCGAUUCAGGGAUACAAUCUACCAGGUCGCUAUCGAGCGAACGUCGUGAUGAGAUCGAAGAAGGUAACCGAGGUAACCGAACGAGUCGAUUGAAUCCGGGCGCGAAGCAAGAUAUUCGACAACCCGAGAUCGUGACGAGAGAUCAAAAUCCGCUCGCGCGCGAGAAUUUAUCUCGAGUUCAAGUGCCUGAGACGUCUAAAAUGACAGGAACAGAGCUGCCUGCGACGGAACCGAUUCGUUUCGAUAGACAGGACGAGUCUGGCCAGCCGACGUCAGAUAGUAUUCCGUUCGUCGGUAAGCGAAUCGCGUUGUCUCCUCUUUUGCAAGAAGAUGAGGCUUCGGCGGCACGUGAUUACAUCGGUCAAGGUGGGGGGUCAGUAAUUGACUCGCGUACUGGUAGAGAGUUCAUGAACGCUGACUACAUGGUGUGCCCAUCAAUGCCGAGCGCGGAUGAGCGAAGGACGCUCAGGAAGAUGGCGCUGGGCAAGAUGGAACUUGUGACGUGCUUUUGGUUGGACGAAUGCCUGAAGCAAAGCUGCAUUCUUUCUCCCGAAAAUUCGGUGGCUUUCAAACCACUUCCGUGCGACGUACCGAUCCCAGGUUUGAGUGGGGGUAGUAUUCGUAUGAGCACGUCAAACUAUACCGAGGAUACAAAGCGUGAGAUUCGCAUGAUGUGUGUGCUCGUUGACGCGAAGUAUUCAGACCAACUGAGUCGAGCGAAAAACACCCAUCUAUUGUCACCGGUAGCUUCCGGUAAGAAGUAUGAAGCUGCGAUGAACUGGGGUCUUAAAGUUGCCACUCGCGAAUGGUUGGAAACGUGCAUCAAAUCUGGAAAGCUUGUGGACGAGUCCGAAUUUAAGCCAAAGUCUGGCGAAUCGAAUGCGGAACCUGCAGCCGGUGAAACUCACGCGGAGAUUCAAGCGGCUGCAAAGAAAGCUUUCGCGCCUCAAGUCGUUGGAAAAGAUCUUUCCGGGUUAUUACAACCCUCUGCAUCUCCGCUGCAUACGACGAAACCUUCCACGCCGAGUACGAUCGCGAAGAGCAGCCCAAGCGGCGACAGUAGAAUGCCCAAGUCGACUGGUUCUCGUGGGAAAACACCGCUCUCACGCACCGCAUCGGGCGUGACGCCUGGAAGUAAACGACUGAAAACGCUGACCGGGCGACCGAGCGCGGGCGAGCAAACGGAGGCGCUGUUCGAUCAGGUGAUGCAAAAUAUGGAACCCAGGGAUGAAAACACCGAUAUGCCUAAACCGCUCGGUUUUCCGACGCCCGUGAAUCGCUCUACCGUCACGAGGACGGUAAAGAAUGCGAUGGGCGCGUCCAGUCUCCAACUGUCUCAAAUGGAUAAUAAGCACGAGACGCAGUUCGGGUAUGCAGAUUACAAGCAAAACUCUCCGCGCACCAAGAGUGAAAAGCGCCCCGACGGCAACGACAAACUCAACACGCUGUUCGCGACGCAUAACAACGCCUCAGCGCGCACGCCAUCUCAGGGCGACAAUCAAGAAUUAGAUGAUUGGAUUUAA
Messenger RNA from Ostreococcus lucimarinus CCE9901, 2478 nucleotides. RefSeq lists its product with no specific name. NCBI's taxonomy places the organism in Eukaryota, Viridiplantae, Chlorophyta, Mamiellophyceae, Mamiellales, Bathycoccaceae. The coding region runs from base 1 to 2478 and encodes 825 amino acids. The record is from RefSeq and is a predicted model, not a curated record. Gene Ontology annotation, biological process: mitotic G2 DNA damage checkpoint signaling; DNA replication initiation; mitotic DNA replication checkpoint signaling. The transcript has 2 exons.